Jaculus jaculus (lesser Egyptian jerboa) is the source of this 2816-nucleotide messenger RNA. Its product is annotated as zinc finger protein 585B-like. The transcript has 4 exons. Gene Ontology annotation, molecular function: DNA-binding transcription repressor activity, RNA polymerase II-specific. Bases 169 to 2235 code for a protein of 688 amino acids. The record is from RefSeq and is a predicted model, not a curated record. Gene Ontology annotation, biological process: negative regulation of transcription by RNA polymerase II. NCBI's taxonomy places the organism in Eukaryota, Metazoa, Chordata, Mammalia, Rodentia, Dipodidae.
GCUUCCGCAGUGCGCGCCUUUGUGUCGGAGCGCGCGGCCCGUCCUGCAGCUCGGGGACGCCGGGACCGUUUCCUUCCUGGAGUUUGGGGGCUUCGGUUCCCACUGUGCGGCCCGAGCCACCGUGCGGCGGGAGAGCGGACGGAGCCGCUGGCGUUGGGGACGCCGGACAUGGAGUUGGUAUCAUUUGAAGACAUAGCUGUGGACUUUACCUGGCAAGAGUGGCAGGAUCUGGAUGUUGAUCAGCAAAACCUCUACAGGGAUGUGAUGCUGGAGAACUACAAUAGCCUGGUGUUCUUGGGGAACUGUAGGACCAAACCAGAUUUGAUCCUCAAGUUGGAACAUGGAUUUCCACUGUGGGAUGUAGAAGAACAAUCAAUUAAGGAUCUUUCAGAAUUAAAAAGUCAACAAUGCCUGGAUGCUGAGAGGCCAUGCGACUUUAAUGAAUGUGAGAAUGCUUUCUACAAAAAGGCAAAACUCAGUACGCAUCAAAGACCCCGUACAAGAAAGAAGCCACAUACAUGUAAUGAAUGUGGGAAAUCUUUCUUUGCCAAGUCAGACCUUAAUGAACAUCAGAAAACCCACAUAGGUCACAGUUCAUACAUAUGUAAUAGAUGUGGAAAACCUUUCCCUUUCAUGUCAGAUCUUAGGAGACAUCAGAGAACUCAUAAAGGGGAAAAGACAUAUGAAUGUAAUGAAUGUGGGAAAGCUUUCAUCUCGACGUCAACACUCACUAGGCACCAAAGAACUCAUACAGGUGAGAAGCCAUAUGAAUGUAAUGAAUGUUCGAAAGCUUUCAUCUCCAAGUCACUUCUCACUAUGCACCAGAGAACUCAUACAGGUGAGAAGCCAUAUAAAUGUAAUGAAUGUUCAAAAGCUUUCAUUUGUAAACAACAGCUCACGAUGCACCAGAGAACUCAUACAGGUGAAAGGCCAUACGAAUGUAAUGAGUGUGGAAAAGCUUUCAUCUCUAAGCCACGUCUCACUGUGCACCACAGAACUCAUACAGGCGAGAGGCCAUAUGAAUGUAGUGAAUGUGGGAAAGCUUUCAUCUCUAAGCCACAUCUCACUAUGCACCAGAGAAUUCACACAGGUGAAAGGCCAUAUGCAUGUAAUGAGUGUGGGAAAGCUUUCAUCUCUACAACAAAACUCACUGUGCACCACAGAACUCAUACAGGAGAGAAGCCAUAUGAAUGUAAUCAAUGUGGGAAAGCGUUCAUCUCCAAGUCAAAGUUCACUACGCACCAGAGAACUCAUACAGGUGUGAGGCCAUAUGAAUGUAAUGAAUGUGGGAAACUUUUUGUUGCCACAUCAGAUCUUAGGGCACAUCAGAGAACUCAUUCAGGGGAGAGGCCGUAUGCAUGUACUGAAUGUGGGAAAGCUUUUAUUUCCACAUCAAAACUCAAUAGGCACUACAAAAUUCAUACAGGUGAGAAGCCAUAUGAAUGUAAUGAGUGUGGGAAAGGUUUCAUGUCAAAGGCACAGCUCAUUAUGCAUCAGAGAACUCAUACAGGUGAGAGGCCAUAUGAAUGUAGUGAAUGUUGGAAAGCCUUCAUCUCUAAGCCACAGCUCAUUAUGCACCAGAGAAAUCAUACUGGUGAGAGGCCAUAUGAAUGUAGUGAAUGUGGCAAAGCUUUCAUGGCUAAGCCACAGCUUACUAUACACCAGAGGAUUCAUACAGGUGAAAGGCCAUAUGAAUGUAAUGAAUGUGGGAAAGCUUUCAUUUCAAUGUCACGACUCACUGUGCACCAGAGUACUCAUACAGGGGAGAAGCCUUAUGAAUGUAAUGAGUGUGGUAAACCUUUUUUUGCCAAAUCAAGUCUUAGCAGGCAUCAGAGAAUUCAUACAGGGGAGAAGCCAUAUGAGUGUAACGAAUGUGAAAAAGCUUUCAUUUCCAAGUCAUAUCUCACUAUACACCAGAGGAUUCAUACAGGCGAGAGGCCAUAUAAAUGUAAUGAAUGUGAGAAAGCUUUUAUCUCAAAGGCACAGCUCACUAUGCACCAGAGAAUGCAUACAGGCCUCAGGCCAUAUGUUUGUAGUGAAUGUUGGAAAGCUUUCACCUCUAAGUCACAGCUCACUAUGCACCAGAGAACUCAUACAGGCGAGAGGCCAUAUGCAUGUAAUGAAUGUGGAAAAUCUUUCAUCUCCAUGUCAAAACUCACUGUCCACCAGAGAAGUCAUAUGGGCGAGAAGCUAUAUGAAAGUAUUAAGCAAGAAGAAGAUUUCCUUGCCAAUUAAGAUCUUAGUAGACAUCAAUAAUUUCAUAAAGAAGAAAAGUCAUAUGAAUGUAAUGAAUGUGGGAAACCUUUCCUUGACAAAUGAGGUCUUAAUAAACAUCAGAGAAUUCAUACAGGUGAUAAACUAUAUGAAUGUAAUGCAGGUGAGAUAUCUUUCUGCCAGAAGUCACAUCUCCUCAUGCAUCUGUGUUUAUAUAAGUUAGCAGUCAUAUUAGUGUAGUGAGUCUAUGGAAGACUUCUUCCUGUAGACAUACCUCACUAUUCAUCAAAAAACUCACAUAGGAAAGAAUUUGUAGGAAUCUAGUCAAUGUGGCAAAGCUUCCCUAAUUUACAUCCCAGUAUGAGAGUAAUCAUAAAGGUGAGAAGUACUACUAAUGUGUAAUGGCUACCAAUCACACUUCAGCCAACAUUAGAGAACUGAAAGAGGAGCAGUCCUGUAUUUAUAAGGAAUUCAUGGACAUUUUAUACCCAAAUUCAUAAAUCAUUGCACAAUUGAUAAUUGAUUAAAGUGACAAUUUUUAUCUGUUUUUAUGCUGCAACUUGCAAUUGACUAUAUGUUAUAAAUAAACUGAAGACAUCCUA